CCGAACCCCUGAUCCGCUCCCGUCCCACUUCCUGCUCUGAGGAACACAGACGUGGAGUUUCACCUGCACGAUCUGCGGAGGAAACCGAAAACAUCAUGAGGAGCGUGGAGAUGUGGAUAGCGUGUGUGUGUGUGGUGUGUGUGGGGUUGAAGUGUGUACUCGCGGAGGAAGGGAAUGGGAGAAAGGAGCAGGAGUGUUACAACUACGCAGGAGGACACGUGUAUCCCGGAGAGGCGACCAGAGUCCCCGUGUCUGAUCACUCACUCCACCUGAGCAAGGCCAAGAUAUCGAAGCCAGCCCCGAGUUGGGAGGGAACUGCUGUCAUCAACGGGGAAUUUAAAGAUCUGAAACUCUCUGACUACAAGGGGAGAUACCUCAUCUUCUUCUUCUACCCUCUCGACUUCACGUUCGUCUGUCCCACUGAGAUCAUUGCUUUUAGUGACCGAGUUCACGAGUUUCACGCCAUUAAUGCAGACGUCGUAGCGUGUUCAGUCGACUCCCAGUUCACACACCUGGCCUGGAUUAACACACCUAGGAAACAGGGAGGACUCGGACCGUUGAAGAUCCCUCUGCUGUCUGAUCUCACACAUCAGAUCGCCAAGGACUAUGGAGUCUAUCUGGAGGACCAGGGACACACACUCAGAGGUUUGUUCAUUAUCGAUGGUAAAGGAACACUGCGUCAGAUCACCAUGAAUGACCUGCCUGUAGGACGUUCAGUGGAUGAAACACUGCGCCUGGUGCAGGCCUUCCAAUACACUGAUAAACAUGGAGAAGUUUGUCCAGCUGGCUGGAAACCUGGCAGUGACACGAUUAUUCCGGAUCCCUCGGGGAAGCUGAAAUACUUUGAUAAACUUAAUUAAGUAAAAUCACAGAAUUAAAAAGAUUAAGAUGUUUUUUUUUUUUUUUUUAAACGACAUCUUUAUAAUAAAUUGAGAGAAAUGUGUGAAAGUCAAAUCCUGUUGGUACACACACACACACAAACACACACACACACACACACACACAAACACACAAAAACACUUCAGUAACAUCGUCAAUGUGUGAUAAAUGAUGAUUAAAGUUUUUGUAAUCA
This is a messenger RNA of Silurus meridionalis, 1072 nucleotides long. RefSeq names its product peroxiredoxin 4 (gene prdx4). The transcript has 7 exons. Gene Ontology annotation, cellular component: endoplasmic reticulum; cytosol. Lineage: Eukaryota; Metazoa; Chordata; Actinopteri; Siluriformes; Siluridae. The coding region runs from base 96 to 860 and encodes 254 amino acids. Gene Ontology annotation, molecular function: thioredoxin peroxidase activity. Gene Ontology annotation, biological process: cell redox homeostasis; hydrogen peroxide catabolic process; response to oxidative stress. The record is from RefSeq and is a predicted model, not a curated record.